AGACAGACAGACAGACAGACAAAGUCUUCGCAUAAAGUAGCUGAAGCUACUUAAUAAAUAUAUGGCCCGAUAUUUUAGAAAUGUUAUUGUCUAUCAGGUGCGUCGUCAUUGAUUUCAUUCUUAAAUGUUAAUUUGUGCGAAUCAUAUUAAUUCUGCAUAUGUAUAAAUUGUCUCUCAAUCGACCAACCAUCAUGAUCAGGUCUGAUAUCCUUAGGAUGCGAUUUGUCCCAUGUUACGGAAAUUCUAUCACUUCUAUCAAUAUCUUUAGAAUGAACUGACCUAUUAGGCGGCUUAAUCCUAAAUAUGCAUAUUUUUUUUGUCGUGCCCUUUCGUUCAAUACAGCUCAUGAUUAUUAUUGUUAUGCACUUCAUACGUACUUAUGUAUGUCGUACAUAUUGCGCCUCUUAUGAUUGAUGCAUAUUUAGGUACAUAAAGCAAUAUGAUAUUGUUUUAUAUAAAAAAUAACAAUAAAAUAAAAACUUCAAGCAAAAAGGGUAAAGGAAAUGUACACUAUACGGCAAUCAGUCCACAUUGUUUUCAAGAAUCAAACCAGUUUAGAGUGGGGUCUGCCCUUAACUUUCGUUCUGAAAUGCCAAUGAUCUUCCCAUCUGAAUAACUUCCUUCCUGCAUGAUCACUCUCCUACCCCACUCGUGAUCAUAAAUUCAUCAGUUUCCAAUCUACAAUUAUGUAUGUACACACACACAAGCAUGCGUUACUUUGAAAUCAACAUGCACCUGAUUUUUUAAGGAAAUCAAUUGCAUAAUAAAAUUUAUCAACUUAAGACGCCAUUCUACUGUUGCAAAAGACAUUUCAAUUCACAAUGUCGUCCUGCUCGUAGUCUGUUGUCAAAUUUCCAAUUCAAUUAAUUUCAGUUAUUUUAUUUGCAUUUAAACAUUUUUAAGAUGCAGCUAAAGUAUUUUUCCAUAACUCUGUUGAUAUUCGUGGGAUCAGAUUUUUCAUAUAUUCACGCCGUUAAACUUUUAUCAAUCUCAUUCGGAAGCCCUGGAGGUGAAUCUUUCCAGCACAAUCCAUUCCAUGGAGAACAUGGUCACGGGCCACCCCAUCAUCCUCAUAAUUUUGAGCAACACUUCCCCGACCACAACCACCAGCCGAUUCAGCACCACGCCCACCAUGACCUUACACCUCGCCGUCGUGUCGGAUGGCAUCGACCAGGACCGAAAGUAAUCCACAGGGAACACAUUCACAAGGAGCACAUUCAUGUGCAUCACAUUCACAAACACAACCACAUUAAACACAACAUCUUAAAGCAUCACCAUCACAAACACAUCUUGAACGUUGUCCGAGUACCGGAGCAGGUUGUGCACGAGUAUAACGAGGAGGUCGUCAAGAUCCGCCCAUCCGAACAGAUUGUAGAACAUGUCAUUCCACACCACGUUUCGGAACAGCAAGUCUUUACUCAUGACGAGCAGCUUCCGCCGAGAGUGGUUGACCAUGGGUACGGUCAUGCGCACCAUGGACCCACUGCUUUUUCGGGGUGGGGUCGAAAUAUUGGAGGUGAUGGGUGGGGAAGCUACUUUUAAUAAGACCGUAAUAUUUCGGUUGUAUUAAAAUUCUGGAAUAAGUGUUGCUUAACUUUUAAGCAUGUUGUUGUUGUUGAAUGACUUUGAAGAGAUUGUAUGCUAAGUAUUAUUAUUGUUAUUAUUAUUAUUAAAGAUUAUUAACGCAAAUA
Messenger RNA from Folsomia candida, 1691 nucleotides. Its product is annotated as histidine-rich glycoprotein. Bases 904 to 1542 code for a protein of 212 amino acids. The transcript has 4 exons. NCBI's taxonomy places the organism in Eukaryota, Metazoa, Arthropoda, Collembola, Entomobryomorpha, Isotomidae. The record is from RefSeq and is a predicted model, not a curated record.